GCCGCCGGCGAGGGUGGUGCGGGCCGCGACCCGGGCGCCCGGGGCCCUGCAGGAUGGAGCAGGCCAAGGGCCGGGGACCCUCCGGGCGGUGCAAACUGGGACCCGGGUACCCCCGGGGUGGCGCAGCUUGGGGACUCGGGGACCCUGUGGGGGUGGCGCGGCCUGAGGACUGGGGAGCCCUGCAGGGAGGUGCAGGCCGGGACCCCGGGACUCUUCUGGGGUGGUGCUGAGGGGCCCCAGCAUGCUUGCUUGGCCUGACGCCAUUUUGAGCAGGGCCUGAGGAGUACGGGGGAGGGUUCAGUUGGAGGACAUGGGCGCAGGAACGAGCGGGGUGUCUGCGGUCGGCCACCUGGCCCCAGAACAGGGAACUGGAGGGUCGGAGGGACAGUUUGUACCCUGGAUGGGAGCCAAGUCAGCAGGCGUGUCGAGCUCGGGGAAAAACCACGAGCUGUCCUGAGUUUGAACCUGGCCUCAUAUGAAUCGUCCAAUCAGAAUCCUGUAAACCAUGGCCUCAUAUGAGUCGUCCAAUCAGAACCCUGUAAAACAUGGCCUCAUACGAAUCGUCCAAUCAGAACCCUGUAAACUAUGCUUCCUGCUUCUGUACCCGCCCUUCCGCUGCCCAACCCUAUAAAAACCCUCCACUCCAGCCCGUCGGCGCGCCAGUCUCUUCAGCCUCUGGAGGGACUGUGUCGCCCCGGGUACCCGUGUUCCGGAAUAAAGCCUCUUGCUGUUUGCAUCUGACUUGUGGUCUCGGUGUGAUCUCUGGGCGAGGGUCUCUCCAGAGGGAAGACUACCUACGGGGGUCUUUCAUUUGGGGGCUCGUCCGGGAUUUGAGACCCCCGCCUCGGGACCACCGACCCACUGUCAGGAGGUAAGCUGGCCGGCCGUCUGUCUGUAUUGUCUCAGUCUGUUUACUUGUCUUUCGUUUUCGUCGGACGUCCUAAGUCAGGUCUGAGUCGGUGGGGGCUGAAGGAGCUGACGAGCUCGGACUUCGCCCACCGAAACCCUGGAAGACGUUCCACGGGUAUCUGAAGUCCCCUCUGGGGCACGGAAAGUCCCCUCUGGGGCACGGAAAGUCCCCUCUGGGGCACGGGAAGUCCCCUCUGGGGCACGGGAAGUCCCCUCUGGGGCACGGUUUUUCGGGGCCACCCACGCAUCAGAAGGAUACGUGGUACUGGCAGGGGACGGAGAAUUCAAACACUCCGCGUCCCCAUCUGAGUUUUUGCUUUCGGUUUUACGCCGGAGCCGCGCAGCGAAAAAUUCUGUGGUCUGUCUUGUCUGUUUGUUUCUCGUUGUGUGUUUAACCCUUCUUUAUUUGGAGACCACCAUGGGACAGGCUGUCGCCACCCCAUUGAGCCUAACCAAGGACCACUGGUCCGAUGUUAAGGCCCGAGGAAACAAUGAAGGUGUCAUUGUCAGGAAGAAGAAAUGGAUCACCUUCUGCGAGGCCGAAUGGGUCAUGAUGAAUGUCGGCUGGCCGCGAGAGGGAUCUUUUAACCUCUCUCUUAUUUCGCAGGUGGAGGGUAAGGUUUUCGCCCCUAGCCCUUAUGGGCAUCCCGACCAGGUCCCAUAUAUCACCAUCUGGAGAUCACUGGUCGAGAACCCAUUUCCAUGGGUUAAGCCUUUCCUUCCGCAGCCCCCUCCAGUCUCUGGGCCUUCUGCGCCCCCCAACCCAGACUCCUCCCUUUACCCCGUGCUCCCUCACAAGGAGACUCCUAAGCCUCCAGUCCUUCCCCCAGACCCCAAUACUCCCCUUAUAGAUCUCCUGACGGAGGACCCACCACCAUAUCGAGCCGGACCACCUGGAGAGCCGGCCAAAGCGGCCCCAGCCGCCGCCCCGGUGGCGGCGUCCCCGGCCGUGCCCGUGGCAGAUCCGGAAGUCACCUCGACUCGCAGGACCCACGGGGCUGAAGAAGAGGACGCAGCCCCGUCCCCCAUUGCCGGCCGCCUCCGCGGCCGCCGGGAUGGCCCCCCUAUUGAGUCCAGGGCCUUCCCGCUCAGAGAGGGGCCGAAUCGCCAGUUGCAGUACUGGCCCUUUUCAGCCUCAGACCUCUAUAACUGGAAACAACAUAAUCCCCCUUUCUCCAGGGAUCCUGUUGCCUUAACCGGCCUAAUUGAGUCCAUCCUAGUGACUCACAGGCCGACUUGGGACGACUGUCAGCAGCUCCUGCAGACCCUCUUAACAGUAGAGGAGAAGCAGAGAGUUUUCCUGGAGGCCCGGAAGCAGGUUCUGGGCGACGAUGGGAGGCCAACCCAACUCCCAAAUAUCAUCGAUGCAGUUUUUCCCUUGACCCGCCCAGACUGGGACUUCAAUACACCUGAAGGUAGGGAGCAUCUACGUCUCUAUCGCCAGUUGCUCUUAGCGGGUCUCCGAGCGGCCGCCAGAAGGCCUACCAAUUUGGCUCAGGUAAGGAAUGUGAUACAGGGAAAGGAAGAAACACCCGCUGCAUUUUUAGAGAGGCUGAAGGAGGCUUAUAGGAUGUACACUCCGUAUGAUCCAGAAGACCCAGGGCAAGCACCAGGUGUCAUCCUAUCAUUUAUCUAUCAGUCUAGCUCAGAUAUCAGAACCAAAUUGCAGCGGCUGGAAGGCUUACAGGCGCUAGGUUUGCCAGACUUAUUGAAGGAAGCAGAGAAAGUGUUCAAUAAGAGAGAAACUCCUGAGGAGCGUGAGGAAAGGAGAUGGCAGAAACAAGAGGAAAGGGACAAGAAACAGCAUAGGGAGAUAAAAAAGGUUUUGGCCGCCGUUGUGUCUCAGGGACAGCGGAGAGAGGGAGAUAGGUCGGGAGAGCGAAGGAGGCCACCCCUUGAUAAAGAUCAAUGUGCUUACUGCAAGGAGAAGGGACACUGGGCCCGAGAGUGCCCCAAGAAGCUACAAGGACCCCGCCGGCCCAAGCCCAAGACUGUAGACCUCCUUAGUCUGGAAGACUAGGGGAGUCGAGGCCAGGAGCCCCCCCCUGAGCCUAGGAUAACCCUCAAGAUCGGGGGGCAGCCCGUGACCUUCCUGGUUGAUACUGGUGCCGAACAUUCAGUCCUAACCCAUGCCGGAGUGCCUCUUAGCCGGCAUUCUGCACUGGUGCAGGGGGCAACUGGAAACAAGAGGUAUUACUGGACUGCCGAGAGAAAAGUCCAACUGGCAUCAGGGCAAGUAACUCACUCCUUUCUGCACAUACCUGAAUGCCCCCAUCCGCUGUUAGGACGGGACCUAUUAACCAAAUUGAAGGCACAAAUCUAUUUUGAUGAGAAGGGACCGAGGGUCACGGGUCCUAAAGGAGACUCUCUACAAAUCCUUGCCCUCAGUUUAGAAGAAGAAUACCGUUUGUUUGAACCAGAACCCCCGGAGAAAUCUCCUGAGGAACUACAGAACUGGCUGAGAGAGUUUCCUCAGGCCUGGGCAGAGACUGGGGGCUUGGGGCUGGCACACGAUCAGCCACCGCUGGUGAUCUCACUAAAGGCCUCCGCAACUCCCGUUUCAAUUAGACAAUACCCAAUGUCACGGGAAGCUCAUGAGGGGAUCAAGCCCCAUAUUCGAAGGCUCCUAGACCAAGGGGUGCUAAAGCCCUGCCAGUCCCCUUGGAACACCCCUCUCUUGCCUGUUAAGAAACCGGGGACAGGGGACUACAGGCCGGUCCAGGACUUGAGAGAGGUCAAUAAGCGGGUGGAGGACAUACACCCCACGGUGCCCAACCCCUAUAACCUUCUGAGCACCCUCCCACCGACCCACGUCUGGUACACUGUGCUAGACCUGAAGGAUGCCUUCUUUUGUUUGAGACUGCACCCUCAAAGUCAAAUGCUAUUCGCUUUUGAAUGGAGGGACCCAGAAAAAGGGCUCUCGGGACAGUUAACCUGGACCCGGCUCCCUCAGGGCUUCAAAAAUAGCCCAACCCUCUUUGAUGAGGCCCUACAUGCAGAUCUGGCCGGAUUCCGGGUCGAACACCCAACCCUGACUCUGCUCCAGUAUGUGGAUGAUCUACUCCUGGCGGCCAGGAGUCGAACCGAGUGCCUGGAGGGCACUCGAGCCUUAUUGGCCAGACUCGGACAAAAGGGCUAUAGAGCCUCAGCCAAAAAGGCUCAAGUAUGCCGAGACAAGGUUACCUACCUGGGCUACACCCUGAGCGGGGGGCAAAGAUGGUUAACAAGAGCAAGGAAGGAGACGAUAAUCUCCAUCCCCCCUCCUUGGAACCCCCGCCAAGUUCGAGAGCUCCUGGGUACGGCUGGGUACUGCCGCCUUUGGAUUCCUGGCUUUACCGAACUGGCAGCCCCAUUGUACCCCCUCACUAAACCAGGGGCCAUGUUCCAAUGGGAGGAGAAGCAUCAGAAAGUGUUCCAACAGAUCAAGAAGGCCUUACUCGAGGCCCCGGCUCUGGGUCUGCCAGAUCUAACCAAGCCCUUUGAGCUGUUUGUGGAUGAGAACUCAGGUUUUGCCAAAGGGGUACUGGUGCGACUGGGACAUUGGAGGAGACCUGUAGUGUACUUGUCAAAAUUGGACCCGGUGGCUACAGGAUGGCCAUCAUGCCUCCGCAUGGUGGCAGCCAUUGCCAUAUUACUCAAGGAUGCCGGGAAGCUGACUGUGCUGGCCUCCCAUGCAGUGGAGGCCUUGGUCCGACAACCACCGGACAGAUGGCUUUCUAACGCCAGAAAUCAGGCCUUACUACUGGACUCAGACCGGGUAAAUUUUGGGCCGACAGUUUCCCUUAACCCUGCUACCUUGCUGCCACUGCCUAGCCCCUCCGAGGAGCAUGACUGCCUCCAGAUUCUAGCCGGCACCCGCCCUGAUCUGAAGGAUCCAGACGCUGUCUGGUACACAGAUGGGAGCAGUUUCCUGGAGGAGGGGGAACGCAGAGCCGGGGCAGCUAUAACCACCGAAUCGGAAGUGGUAUGGGCAUCGUCACUCCCGCCCGGGACAUCGGCCCAGCGUGCAGAACUGAUUGCGCUCACCCAAGCUCUCCGGAUGGCAGAAGGUAAGAAGCUCAUAGUUUAUACUGACAGCAGAUAUGCCUUCGCCACUGCGCAUGUCCACGGGGAAAUCUACAGACGGAGAGGCCUGCUGACGUCCGCGGGUAAGGAAAUCCCAUACAAGAACCACAGAAAGAAAAUGGGGGCGGACUGGGAACAAGGAAGACAAGCAUAUAUACUAGGGGACCGGAUGGUCAUGCCAACCUCCCAUACCCGAUACAUGCUGAGAUUCCUCCAUGCAUUGACCCAUUUGAGCAAAAACGAGAUGAAGACCCUAUUGGACAGAGAAAACACCUGGGCAGUGCUGCUGAACCAGGAUCAGGUACUCCAGCAGGUAACUUCUACCUGCCCAGCCUGUGCUCAAGUCAACGCAGGAAAGGUUCAUCUAAACAAGGGGUAUGGGAUGCCUCAAAUAUUGGGGUCGGAUAACGGGCCUGCCUUCGUCUCUCAGGUAAGUCAGAAGGUGGCCAAACUAUUGGGGGUUGAUUGGAAACUCCAUUGUGCAUACUGCCCCCAGAGCUCAGGACAGGUAGAACGAGCUAAUAGAACAAUCAAGGAGACUUUAACCAAAUUAACGCUUGCAACUGGCACUAGAGAUUGGGUGCUCCUACUUCCCUUGGCUCUCUACCGAGCCCGAAAUACUCCUGGCCCACACGGCCUAACCCCUUUUGAGAGCAUGUAUGGGGCCCCACCUCCUGUUGUAAACUUUCUCCAUCCUGAUAUUUCAUCUUUUGCCACCACCCCUACUUUAGAGGCACAUCUUCAAGCCCUCCAACUGGUGCAGAGGGAGAUCUGGAAGCCCCUGGCCAAGGCUUAUCAGGAGCAGCUAGCCACAUCCCUAUUCUUCCCCAUGAAUGGAGGAUUCCAUUCCCGAGAUAAGAAAAUGGGGGAAUGAAAGGCCGCCAGGAGCGGAGCCGCGGGCAGCACAGGCCAGGCCGC
Molecule: messenger RNA, 5892 nt
Organism: Peromyscus californicus insignis
Lineage: Eukaryota; Metazoa; Chordata; Mammalia; Rodentia; Cricetidae
Biological process (GO): DNA integration; proteolysis; virion assembly
Molecular function (GO): RNA-DNA hybrid ribonuclease activity; aspartic-type endopeptidase activity; nucleic acid binding
Source: RefSeq, a predicted model, not a curated record